Molecule: messenger RNA, 582 nt
Organism: Mycena indigotica
Lineage: Eukaryota; Fungi; Basidiomycota; Agaricomycetes; Agaricales; Mycenaceae
Exons: 3
Coding region: 1-582 (193 amino acids)
Source: RefSeq, a predicted model, not a curated record
AUGUCCUUCGUCUACAGAAACUCCGACAAGCGCAUGCUGGAUCCUAACCAACACUCCGAUCAUGGCAUUGGUGCCGAAGCAGCUCUUAAGCAACUCACGGACAAGCUUGUUGAAUAUGGCCUCGAUACUCCAGAGCGGGUGGCAGAGCUUCAAAGCUUCAUGGUGGAUUAUACUCCCCGGACCUUAACAGUUCUUCUUGGAGCCAUCGAAUCACUCAAGAAGAAGCGAGACGACAGCCCACCUCUGCUCGUUCACGAGGAGCCCCCCGAAGGCGUUGAUGAGCUAUUCUAUGUCGACUUUCCCAAUAGCGAACUCCGUUUGCUCUACCAUAGGAUGUACGACCCUCAGAACAGACCCGACACCCCCCGCUAUUGGCAGUUCUAUGUCCGUUCCCGUACAUCCCAGCCUCUUGCGCGCAAGCCUCUUGUUGAGAUGGAAUGCGUUGGCCCCGGCGACUGGCACAUUACCGAACUAUAUUUGGCACGACCGGAUGACGUCCUUCGUAUCGACAAGAGGCAUAUUUUCCGCUUGCCGCGACUUGGUGGGGACGCCGCUGACAUUCCUUCCCAACGCCUUCGUUAA